Molecule: messenger RNA, 3038 nt
Organism: Canis lupus familiaris (dog)
Lineage: Eukaryota; Metazoa; Chordata; Mammalia; Carnivora; Canidae
Product: lysophosphatidic acid receptor 6
Exons: 2
Coding region: 501-1538 (345 amino acids)
Biological process (GO): phospholipase C-activating G protein-coupled receptor signaling pathway; positive regulation of Rho protein signal transduction
Cellular component (GO): membrane
Molecular function (GO): lysophosphatidic acid receptor activity
Source: RefSeq, a predicted model, not a curated record
UACAAAUCUAGCAAGCCUUUCUUUUCUACUUCAGAGAAAGCCCAUCUCACAAUACAUCUGGCAACGGAGGAAAAGGCUUCAAGCCAGCAAGAGCUAACACGCCUAGGAAUUUAUUUCAGAAACUUUGAAAGACUCUUCUGCUUACCACCAUCUGGAAUCCACUGCUGGAAUAUCAAAAAGAAAAACUUCAUUUAAAAGAAGAAGUUGGCUUCACGGACUAUAUUUUUCAAAAGUUGUUCGUCGGUUACCUAGACCCUGGAUUCACGGAUAUUCUGGAGAUUAGAAGAAAGGAUUUGCCUGUUGAAGGGCCAAGUGGAAACUCUGUGACAACGAAUUUCAUGUUUCUUACCAAGAUUUCAAAGAAAAAGGAAGUAUUUCUAAAACCACCCAAAGAUACAAAGAAUCUGCAAAUACUCUGGAGGUUAUAAAGCCGGCACAAUCGGAAUACCAAAGGCUGCAGUGACCAAAGGACUUCCAUACAGUAGAGCGGCCGUGCCUUUAUGAUGGUAAGCAGUAACAGCUCCAGCUGCUCCUAUGACGACUCCUUUAAGUACACUUUGUAUGGGUGCAUGUUUAGUAUGGUGUUUGUGCUUGGGUUAAUAUCCAACUGUGUUGCCAUAUACAUUUUCAUCUGCACCCUCAAAGUGCGAAACGAAACCACAACGUACAUGAUUAACUUGGCAAUGUCAGACUUGCUUUUUGUUUUUACUUUACCCUUCAGGAUUUUUUACUUUGCAACACAGAAUUGGCCAUUCGGAGAUCCACUUUGUAAAAUCUCAGUGAUGCUCUUUUAUACCAACAUGUACGGAAGCAUUCUGUUCUUAACCUGUAUAAGUGUGGAUAGGUUUCUGGCAAUUGUCCACCCGUUUAAGUCAAAGACUCUGAGAACCAAACGAAAUGCAAAACUCGUAUGCAUUGCUGUGUGGCUAACUGUGAUAGGAGGAAGUGCGCCCGCAGUUUUUUUUCAGUCCACCCACAUUCAGGAGAACAAUUCCACAGCAGCCUGCUUUGAAAAAUUUCCAGAAGCCACAUGGAAAACAUAUCUCUCAAGGAUUGUAAUUUUCAUUGAAAUAGUGGGAUUUUUUAUUCCUCUAAUUUUAAACGUAACUUGUUCUAGUAUGGUGCUAAGAACUUUAAAUAAACCUGUUACAUUAAGUAGAAGCAAAAUAAAUAAAACUAAAGUUUUAAAAAUGAUUUUUGUACAUUUGGCCAUAUUCUGCUUCUGUUUUGUGCCUUACAAUAUCAAUCUUAUUUUAUAUUCUCUAAUGAGAACACAAACAUUUGUUAAUUGCUCAGCAGUGGCAGCAGUAAGGACAAUGUACCCAAUCACUCUUUGCAUUGCUGUUUCAAACUGUUGCUUUGACCCUAUAAUUUACUACUUCACGUCGGACACAAUUCAGAAUUCAAUAAAAAUGAAAAACUGGUCUGCUAAAAGAAGUGACUUCAGAUUCUCUGAAGUUCAGAGUACAGAGAACUUCAUUCAACAUAGUCUGCAGACCUUAAAAUGUAAGAUAUCUGACAAUGAAUCUACAAUAUAAGCUGCCUGAAAUAAAACCACUGGGACUUCACUGGGAACCUCUAAGUUCCUUCAACUGUGAACAGUUUUUUCUUGGACAACUAUUUCUCCACCUCUGAAAGAAACACGUGGACAUUUUAAAGUUAUAGUAUAAAAAAUUGUAUUUGAUGUGUUAAGCAUUAAAAUGUAUUCUAUUCUUGUAUACAUACCAUUUUAUUUUUCUGAGCCAUUUGGACUUGUACCUUCCUCUUCAUUAAAAAACCCCUAAAAGACUUGUUCAAAGCUUUAAACUGACUAUGAUUUAAAUCAUGUUGCAACCAUGUGUACUGUUUUUUAAUUUCUUAGCAAUUUUAAACUAAAUGAUUUAUAACACUUUAAGUAUUUAAUAUUUUUAUUCAACAUAUAUCUAAUUUCUAUUUCAACCUGAAUUGAAACUAGUAAUCACGUUUCUUGAGCUAUAAUGUAAAUGAGGAAGGAGAAUAACUUUAAAUAACAAGUGUUUUGGAGUGUUUUUUGAAAAAACAUCUAAAAAUGUCUUCUGUAAAUAACACAGUAACAGUAUUUGGGGAUCUCAAGCAGUUACACUUACAGAUAAUAUUUAGGCUUUUGUCUUUGUAAGCAAUUCUUAAGAAUCAUAUGCUAUAUAACUAUGUAUACUUUAAAAUUAUUAUUUUGAUACAUUUUCUGCAUAUAACAGCACUCAACUUCAAAAUAAUCUAUGCCACCAAAAUUGAGAGGGAAGAAACUAACAAAAUGCUGUUUUGCUAGGUACAUUAAAAAAAAAUACUACUUGGACAUACAUUUUAAAGAUAUAUUUUGUCACAAUAAGUAACUUGUAUAUGUAUUUUAAAUCAGAAAUACCACAGAUAGUGAAAUACAAGACUUGGCGCUUAGAAAGUGAUCAAUAAAUAUAUUACUUCCCUUCUCUCUUUUGACCAUUUAAAGGCAAAUAUUGAACAGCAGAAAAUAUUAUUUUCCAGGAGGCAAAAUGUUAAUGUCUGUCAAAAUAAUUUAUGAAGUAAAAAUAUAGUUCCUUAUGUAAAAAGCAGCAAAACUACAGGGCCAAAAAAGCUCAGUACAACUACAUUUUCAUUUUCUUAAACACAGAGAAGGUACUGAUUUAAGCUAUAAUUUAGUAGAAAUUAAGUACCAACUACACUAAAAUUUUUCAUUUUCCAGCAUAUAUAUAUACUUUCAAAUUCAAGCAGUUCUCCAAAGUUAACUAAAAAAGAAUGCUUUUUAUUUGAGAAAAAUGACAUAGGAUUAAAUUUAGAUUCAAUAUAUUUGAUUAUUACAAUCUAAUUUUUCAAAUCCUGAGCACAACUUUUGGCAAAUACUCUUAUGAUUUAAAUUUGAUUUUUGCUGUUCUCUGGGUCUGGGCUAUAAUGAUUUCAGACAAAUCAUAGUCAUUUACUACAUAAGCAAUCCAUUUCCAAUAAAAAUAACUAGGAGGUUUUCUUUAAGUAGCUAUGGUAUCCUUUAGAUAAACCAAAAGCAAAAUAAAUAUCCUUAAUGUCUUCAA